UAAAGCAUUUUUCCAGCCAUUACAGCAAAUGUUGCCCGGUCAGUGCCCACUAAUGGACUAUUCGUGUCCGUCGGCGUGUUGGUUUACAGACACAUCGACCGGAUGCAUUACAUGUGCAUGCAAAGUUGGACAACUGAAAGUAACAGAAAAACCAAAAACUUUACCAACAACAGAUGAACCAACAACAUCAGUACCAACAACAAAUGCAAAUGUCAAUCACCACGGCAACCAAGAACACCAACAAACAACCAGAAAAUUAGUACUACCUAAUGCUCCUACUCAACAGACUCCGAUAGAGACAACAGAACACCGUACAACAUUAGAUCUGAACAAUAAAGCGACAGAACAAAAUGAAAUAAUAUCAAAAGGUCAAAACCGAAGAGUAUGUCUACCGAUCGAAGAUAGCUGUCCACUGCAUUGUCUGAACUAUGACCGUCAAACAUUUUGUGCUUUAUGCGAAUGUCCACAGACAACAACAUCGACAACAACAGCAACAACAAUAGCAACAACAGCAGACACAGCAACAGUAACAACAAAAUCGACAACAACUGUUCCAUCAACAACUGCUUCGUCACAAAGUUUGGCUUCAACAUGUAAACCACUGUACAAGUCCUGUCCUAUCGAGUGUAGAACAUACGAUACACAAACGUACUGUCCUGUCUGUAGAUGUCAGACGACAACACCACCACAAGUACCAACAACUGACAGAUGUGUUUCACUGCCAGUUGAUUGUAAAACAGAAUGUGUCAAGCUAGGAUUAAAUGGUUGUCCCGUUUGUCAGUGUCCUAAUGUCACUGUAAACUCAAAUAGUGCCGAUGUAAAUGUCACAAAAGAUUUGACUUGCCCGCCUAUAGACCGUAAUUGUCGGAAGGAAUGCAUUACUUAUGAUCCAAAAUCUUUUUGUCCACUUUGUCAAUGCAAAACCAAAGAGGAGGACACGGCGCAUAACUGAAGGUUUUGAUAUAGUACAACCAUAUACCUCAAGAACUCGAUGUCUCUUGUUAUGUCCAAUUACCCCCAAAAUGUAGAGACAAUAAAAAAGAAUGAAAAAUAACAAUAUUUUCAAAUCUCCUUAAUUAUAUAUAUAAACAGUUAAAACAUAUUAAUUAUAAAUGCUGUAAAAUUGAAAUUGUGUUCAUUAAAAUAAUUAUGGGUUAAUUAUUAGUGUGCAUGUGAUACACAUCAAAUAGCUGACAGUGUAAUUUAGA
This is a messenger RNA of Mytilus californianus (California mussel), 1208 nucleotides long. RefSeq names its product salivary glue protein Sgs-3-like. The transcript is spliced from 7 exons. The record is from RefSeq and is a predicted model, not a curated record. The coding region runs from base 29 to 952 and encodes 307 amino acids. NCBI's taxonomy places the organism in Eukaryota, Metazoa, Mollusca, Bivalvia, Mytilida, Mytilidae.